UGUCUCUAUUCCUUCACCACUCACUACUCACCGUCGGAUCACAAACUCUCCUCGUCAACAUCACCACCGUUGAUCAACAACAAUGGCCCCGAUUGCUGUCGGCGACGUGUUACCGGACGGUACGCUCUCCUACUUCGACGAGGAAGACAAGCUCCAAUCUGUGUCCGUACACUCCCUCGCCGCCGGUAAAAAAGUCAUCCUCUUCGGCGUCCCCGGUGCCUUCACCCCCACUUGCAGCUUGAAGCAUGUGCCAGGGUUCGUUGAGAAAGCAGAGGAGCUAAAGUCAAAGGGAGUUGACGAAAUUUUGUUGAUUAGUGUGAAUGACUCGUUUGUGAUGAAGGCAUGGGCCAAGACUUACCCUGAGAACAAGCAUGUGAAGUUCCUUGCUGAUGGGGCAGCGAAAUACACCCAUGCUCUUGGUCUUGAGCUUGACCUUGGAGAGAAAGGACUGGGGACUCGUUCAAGGAGAUUUGCUCUCUUGGUAGACGACCUCAAAGUGAAGGUUGCAAAUGUUGAAUCUGGGGGUGAAUUCACUGUCUCCAGUGCUGAGGAUAUUAUCAAGGCACUUUAAAUUUACACUCAGACGCAUAUCCUUCCUUCCUCUCUUUUGUCCCUCACCUCCUUCCUGCUCUCUGCUGGGUUGUCUUCAGUCGUUAAAAGCAGAAUGUGAUGGAUGUGAAAAUAAAGAUGUUUUGGAUUCUGGAUCAUUAUGCUUGCAUCAUAUUUUACUCAUGGCAGUGGAUUAUAUUUAUGCUACGGGAUGGAUAUGGAAUUAAAGAUGCUGUUUGUUGCUUA
Messenger RNA from Corylus avellana, 795 nucleotides. Its product is annotated as peroxiredoxin-2. Gene Ontology annotation, molecular function: thioredoxin peroxidase activity. Gene Ontology annotation, biological process: cellular response to oxidative stress; cell redox homeostasis; hydrogen peroxide catabolic process. Gene Ontology annotation, cellular component: cytoplasm. NCBI's taxonomy places the organism in Eukaryota, Viridiplantae, Streptophyta, Magnoliopsida, Fagales, Betulaceae. The record is from RefSeq and is a predicted model, not a curated record.